Messenger RNA from Parnassius mnemosyne (clouded apollo), 507 nucleotides. The record is from the annotation of a GenBank genome assembly. Lineage: Eukaryota; Metazoa; Arthropoda; Insecta; Lepidoptera; Papilionidae.
AUGUUAUCGUUCUUCUCUAAGCUGUCUUUAAACAGCACUCAGAAGUCCUCUGUAGAAUUAGCUAAGCCUGCUUUUAUGGACAAAAGUGCAAGUUUGCAAGAGCUCGGGUACAAAGACGACAAUGAGUUGAGAGAGACAAUAUAUGACUUUUUGAGGACAAUACGAGAUCCGGAAAAACCUAGUACAUUGGAGGACCUAAAGGUCGUGUAUGAGGACGGAAUCUUCGUGAAGGAACCGACAGCAGACAAAGUUCCUGUACUCAGAGUAGAGUAUAAUCCAACCGUGCCGCAUUGUUCACUAGCUACGCUUAUUGGCCUUUGCAUUAGGAUCAAAAUUCUUCGUUCCUUGCAUCAUCCUAUUAAACUCGAUGUCUUUAUUAAGAAAGGAGCGCACACUACCGAAGAUGAAAUCAACAAACAAAUCAAUGACAAAGAGCGGAUUGCAGCCGCAAUGGAGAACCCCAAUUUAAGGAACCUCGUCGAGAAUUGUAUCGCCGAAGAGGAAUAG